Molecule: messenger RNA, 885 nt
Organism: Ceratitis capitata (Mediterranean fruit fly)
Lineage: Eukaryota; Metazoa; Arthropoda; Insecta; Diptera; Tephritidae
Exons: 4
Coding region: 46-678 (210 amino acids)
Source: RefSeq, a predicted model, not a curated record
CCAAAACACAAUAACUUGAAAACAAAUCUUAAAAUCCGAAAAAAUAUGUUAUUUUCCAACAGUAAAGAACUAUGGAGCCAUCUCUUUAUACUCAGCUUAGCAGCGUUAAGCGUCAGGAAAGUGGCAGAGUGCAUUGUGGCAUUUCCUAGAGGCGGUUCACAGGGUUACUUGGCUGCUGUGGCCAUGCCACUCGAUUUACCGCAGAAAAAUGUUUUUAUGGCUUUCAAUUUUGAAUCCAACUAUGGACUGCCACCAAAUGAUUCAUAUUACUACUGGAUCGACAGGUGGAACUUGGACAAAGAGGAUGUUGGCAUCGGCAAUGAUGUGACGCCAAUUAAUAAUCGCCGUCGCCGUCGUAGCGUCGCACAGAUGUACACACGCAACGCAUUCUAUCGCAGCAUUGUUGGUUAUCUGGAUUAUUAUGAAAUGAAUGGGACAGGCUGUCUGUUGAGGACAAUUUGCGAUGUGUCCGCUUCCAAUUUGGAUGAGCAUAAUGGACUGCUCGGCAGCAUUUUCAAAAUACUAUUCAUGCCAACGACCUCGGCGCUUGAGCAUGAGCAUGCUCUACAAAAUGUUGACAUUUACGCUGCGGAGUCGCAUGGACACAGUGGUGAUUGCGAGCGUUAUGCGCGCUGGUGUCCCCAUGGAAUACUGGAAAUGAUAUCCGAUUGGUUUUAGCUGAGAUUGCGCAAGGGAAGUGUACGUGGAGAAUUAACAUAAAUACAAGUGUCAUUAAUUGUUUAAAAUGUGUACUUUUAAAGAACGCAUACAUAUAUACAUACAGACAUUUGAUAAUUUUUUUUAUUCACCUUUAACCAAAGAAGAAUAAGGAAACAAGUAAUCGGUUGCACGUUUGAAAAAAAUAUCGAUUUUAAAAAUAAAUGU